AUGCCUAUGCUUCCCGAUCCCUCACAAAAAUACCGACCCUACACUCCCUUGGUUCUCCCCAACCGUUCAUGGCCCUCAAAAACCUUCAGUGCUCCACCGAUCUGGCUGUCGACGGACUUGCGCGACGGAAAUCAGGCACUUGCCAACCCAAUGACGAUAGAACAGAAAACCCUCUUCUUCCGUGAACUCGUCAAGUGUGGAAUCAAGGAAAUUGAGGUUGCCUACCCUGCAGCUAGCGACACCGACUUUUCCUUUGUUCGGGGUCUCAUUGAGAAUAACGAAGUACCAGACGAUGUCUGGAUACAAGUCUUGACCCCGGCCAGGGAGGAUCUCAUUCGUCGCUCUAUUGAUUCAGUCGCUGGAGCGAAACGCGCCAUCAUCCACAUGUAUAACGCCACUUCUCCGACAUUCAGAAACGUCGUUUUCCGGAACUCAAAAGAACAAACAGUCGAACUGGCUGUCCGUCACACUAAAAUCGUCCGCCAAUUGACCGAGGAAUUUGCCCAAAAAUACGGCACCAAGUUCCGCUACGAGUACAGCCCGGAAACCUUUACCCAGACCGAACCCGACUUCGCCAUUGAGAUCUGUGAGGCAGUCAAGACCGCUUGGGGAAAGGCUGGAACGGGCGAUGACCGCAUUGUCUUCAAUCUACCUGCCACAGUUGAGAUUGCUCCGCCUAACCAUUAUGCGGACAUGAUCGAAAACUUCUGCAACAAAAUCACUGAGCGGGAAAAGGUCAUUGUCAGUAUCCAUCCCCACAACGACCGAGGGACGGGCACUGCAACUGCUGAACUUGGUCUGUUGGCCGGCGGCGACCGCAUCGAAGGGUGUCUAUUCGGUAAUGGCGAAAGAACUGGCAACGUGGACAUCGUCAAUCUUGCUCUCAACCUUUACACCCAGGGCAUCCAUCCCAACCUCGAUUUCAGCGACCUCCAGAGUGUCAUUGACGUUGUCACGAAAUGUAAUGACCUUCCGAUUCCUGCGCGCUAUCCCUACGCCGGUGAACUCGUGUUUACCGCGUUUUCUGGAUCCCAUCAGGACGCCAUCAAAAAAGGCUUCGAGGCGCAGAAAAUACGGCACGAGCAAGCGGCGAAGACUGGCGAGCCCCAAUACUGGGACAUACCAUACCUCCCCGUCGACCCUAAAGACCUGGGAAUGGACUACGAAGCUGUCAUUCGUGUCAAUUCUCAAUCUGGCAAGGGCGGUAUCGCUUACCUCAUCAAACAACAUUUGCUUUUGGAUCUACCUCGCAAGCUGCAAAUUGCGUUCUACCAUGUUGUCCAGGAAAUCUCAGACCGCGAGGCGCGCGAAAUGACCGUCGACGAUAUUACCACUGCUUUCCGAGAGACAUAUCAUUACGGGGGAACGAAGUACAAGGGCCGUUUGUCGCUGCGCAACUUCAAAAUCUCCAGCGAGCCGGUCGCGGACCCGUCAGACCUCUCUGGGGACGAUGACGAGCGGAGGAGGUUUGAUGGCACGAUUUCUGUCGAUGGUGUCUUGCGCGUCAUUCGGGGCGACGGAAACGGACCCCUGUCGGCACUGUUGGAUGCCCUAAAGACACAUCUUGACAUCGACCUGACUCUUCGCGAGUAUAGCGAGCACAUCAUCAACGAGGAAGACGGGCAAAAUGCUAAGGCUGCUACCUACGUUGAGCUUGUCCCGGGCGGCAACCGCAAAUCAGCCGAAUCCUGGUGGGGUGUCGGCGCGGACUCAGACAUCGCGGGCUCUGGAUUGCGUGCUGUCCUGAGCGCAGUCAAUAACUAUAUCGGUGCCCGUGCCCUGCCCGAGCUGAAGUUGACCGUUGGGUUCAACGCCAAAUCGGGACAAGCCGAUGUUGCGAGUGUGAUCGUAAACGUGCUUGGCCUGGAGCUCCCUCGACGGUUCCAAGCGGCAUUCUUCGAGGUUGUCCAGCGCUCGGCGCGAGAUGCGGGCGGAGAAAUAUCUGUUGGCACAUUGACAGACUUGUUCCGGAACACAUAUUCAUUCGACCUUGGUGAUUCCGCCCAACCCGCCAUCGCUUUGCCAUCGUUCAAGAUGGAGCAUGUUGGCGACGGAGCCGGUCGCCUGAUCACUGGCGAGGUGUCGUUCCACGGCCAAGUGCGACCCAUUCGUGGGCAGGGUAACGGACCUCUGUCAGCCAUGGUUGCGGCACUACACACUCAUAUCGAGGGCACUCUGACCUUGCGAGAGUACUCUGAACACUCGUUGGGAGAGGGCGCAGACGUCGUCGCUGCUUCGUAUGUCGAGCUCGUUUACGAGGAAGCCGGAAAGAAGAAGCGCAGCGCUUGGGGCGUUGCUGCGGACGCCGAUAUCACCGGCUCCGGUCUCAGAGCAGUCUUGUCUGCUGCGAGUGGUCUGCAGGUUGUAGUGAAAAAUGUGUGA
This is a messenger RNA of Mycena indigotica, 2382 nucleotides long. RefSeq names its product Pyruvate carboxyltransferase domain-containing protein. The transcript is spliced from 4 exons. The record is from RefSeq and is a predicted model, not a curated record. Gene Ontology annotation, cellular component: mitochondrion. Gene Ontology annotation, molecular function: 2-isopropylmalate synthase activity. Gene Ontology annotation, biological process: L-leucine biosynthetic process. NCBI's taxonomy places the organism in Eukaryota, Fungi, Basidiomycota, Agaricomycetes, Agaricales, Mycenaceae. The coding region runs from base 1 to 2382 and encodes 793 amino acids.